AUCUUCCUCCGCACUGGCCACGCCCCACUCAACAAGCACCUACAUCAUAUACGCAAGUCUGACAGCCCCUCCUGUCCCCAUUGCCCAGGUGUCAAUGAGACAGUACACCAUUACCUGCUAGAAUGUUUGCACUUCCGGCAUGACUGCCACACUCUGAUUGGUGCCCUAGGGCGAAGGGCCACCUCUCUCCAAUUUCUAUUGAUGGACUCAGAUGCCACCCCCCACUUGGUUAGCUUUGUCAACAGAACAAAAAGAUUCAAAACCACCCUUGGUGAAGUU
This is a messenger RNA of Suillus subaureus, 279 nucleotides long. RefSeq lists its product as uncharacterized. The record is from RefSeq and is a predicted model, not a curated record. Lineage: Eukaryota; Fungi; Basidiomycota; Agaricomycetes; Boletales; Suillaceae. The transcript has a single exon. The annotation marks the transcript as partial.